UUAUUUGGCAUUGAUAUAUGUUUUAAACUAACAGUUUGAUGAAGAUGGUUUGGACGCCUUGUAUGGAAUCCCAAGCAUUCUCUACAUUAGAAAAUACUUACCAUGUUUUGAAAAACCAUUCUGAUCACAGUCAACAAUACUAUCCAGAAACAGCGGCCUACUGUGCAUACAAUGGCAUACAUCAUCCAGAUGUUCUCUACACCGAGAGUGCUUCACCACACUUUGAAAAUUCAGUUAUUAAACCUUGUAUAACAUUGACAGAGUCUUCGGAGACGAAUUUUAUUCCAUCUUAUUAUAAUAGCGUUCCUUUAUAUUUUCCUAACUCUUCCAUGAUGUCAUCAACAAAUAUUGAUAGUCUUUCUGGUUACUGUAAUCCUGAAAUUAGUGGAUCUACCAUUGAUCUUAAUCAAUUAACUUAUGAACAAAUUACUCCAACAUCAAAAAGCUAUGCAUAUGAAUACAACGGCUUGAAUCAUGGAUGCUCGCACACUGGUAUUGGUAAUACUUUCAACGGUAAAUAUACUCUUUAUGACUAA
Molecule: messenger RNA, 536 nt
Organism: Hydra vulgaris (swiftwater hydra)
Lineage: Eukaryota; Metazoa; Cnidaria; Hydrozoa; Anthoathecata; Hydridae
Product: homeobox protein Hox-A7
Biological process (GO): anterior/posterior pattern specification; negative regulation of transcription by RNA polymerase II
Cellular component (GO): nucleus
Molecular function (GO): DNA-binding transcription factor activity, RNA polymerase II-specific; RNA polymerase II cis-regulatory region sequence-specific DNA binding
Source: RefSeq, a predicted model, not a curated record